CUUCUAGUUCAUAAGUCUCCUUUUGUUUCCCUUAGGAAGACAUUGUCAUAUAUUUUGCUUAGCAAAUGGUACAAGAUAUAAGAAAUGUAAUUCUCUGCACAACAGUUUGAAAAUACUACUUGGGUUCCCUGGCAUUGGUUCCCACUUGACAUGGUAUCAAUUAUUCAUUAAAGAGAACAUAUUUUGGGGUAUUUAACCCUCUUCUAUUUUCAGUGCACACAGAUUAAACAAAGCAGACCCCAGCCUAUCCAUUGGCAUUGACCAAUCAGUGUUUUCAACUCCUUGAGCCAUUUCUACUUGUACCCAAAGCAGUGUGACAGAGUGUACAUUCCUACAUGACUGCAACUGUGUAUACCCCAUCCCACCAGCUCUUCUUAGAGCAAGACUUCAACGCUCCUCCCACUGAGAGGUGAGCUCUAGGCUCCUUCCUUCUAAAUCUGGGUGAGAGCUUUAGAUUGCUCUGAGCAAUGGAAUAUGAUACAAUGUAUACCAUGACUUCAAAUCUAGGUAAUAAAAAGGACAUAGCUUCUGCCUGGCUUAUUCUUUAAGGGUUUGAUCAUCAACCAACAUGCAGUAAAGAACAAUUAUAUGCAGUGAGAAAAUAUGGAGAGACCCUAGUGGGGAGGAAAUGAAGCCCAUAGAUGAUAGCUAGUAUCAAUCGCUGAUGAGUGAGUGAGUGAAUGAGACUUCAGAGGGUCCUGAAGAUCCCAGUCUCCAGGCUUUUAUCUACCCCUGCUGACACCAAGGAGAACAGAGACAAAACUGACCAAACUGCAGAUUCAUGGUCAAAGGAUAUGUUGUCUUAAACCACUCAGUUCUUUGGCAAAUGAAACGCAUCUUCUUCCCACACUGUUCAGCCCAUUCCUCUAACCAUGGCCUUUACCUAUCAUAUCCAAGACUGAUGAUUUUGUCUCCUCCGUCAGAGCCAAACAAUCUUAUCUCUAAUGUCUCUGACUCUCCCAUGAAAAGGGGCCUCAAUAAGCAAUCAUACUGACAGUCUCAAGAGAGUCAAGAAAAUGAAGGUGUUCUUGUGUCUAUCAUGAUGAUACCUAGGUUUUUGAGGUUCAAGAACCCACUAGUGGCUAAUGCAGUAUUUCCAACCACUUGUGGCCUUGGGAUCCUGUUUUCUGCUAGUGUGGUUACUGCUGGGUAGUCAAGAGCUAUUGGUGUUCAUGUGGUUACCGGUAACUUCUUACUCAACUCAGGCCUGAGGACUUAAUCACGCAAGGCUGACAUAGUCUCAUCUGAUAAAUCCCCACAAAACCAGCCAAUGCUGCGGGUUUGAAGACAAAGACAGACAAGCAGCUGUUUUCUGAGCAGCCUUCCCAAUAAGAUGCAUCCACUCCUGCUCCUGUUGGCCUUUCUUCUGUGCCUCAGAGCUGAGGCAGGGAAAAUCAUUGGAGGCCAUGAGGCCAUACCUCAUUCUCGUCCCUACAUGGCAUUUCUUCAGAUCAAGACUCUUUUUCAAAAAAUAACCUGUGGGGGUUUCCUGGUACGUGAAGACUUCGUGCUGACAGCAGCUCACUGCAGGGGAAGUUCAAUGAAGGUCAUCCUAGGGGCCCACAACAUCAAGGAGCGCGAGAGCUCCCAGCAGGUCAUCCCCGUGAAAAGAGCCAUCCCCCACCCAAACUAUCAACGUAAGAAACCUCACUUAAAUGACAUCAUGUUACUCCAGUUAAAGAAGAAGGCCAACCUGACUGACAAAGUGAGCCUCCUCAGGCUGCCCACGAAGACAGCCCAGGUGACGCCAGGGAUGGUGUGCAGUGUAGCUGGCUGGGGGUCAACUGGUGUGAAAAAAACCACAGUGAAACUGCAUGAGGUAGAGGUCAAAAUCCAAACGGACCAGGAAUGUAUGUUUUACUUCAAAAGCUAUUACAAUGAAAGCGUCCAUAUUUGUGUUGGGGACCAUAACAUCAACAAGUCUUCUUCACAGGGGGACUCUGGAGGUCCCCUCGUGUGUAAUGAUGUGGCCCAGGGCAUUGUAUCCUUUGCAAAGCAAGAUGGGACCCCACCACGUGUCUAUACCAAGAUCUCAAGCUUUAUGCGCUGGAUAGAAGAAACAAUGAGAUCCUUCAAGCUGCAAGGGCCAGACUGAAAUGCCUCCAGGAUUGAUCUGCCCUUCCUCUUCUCUGGGGCUGAAGCCACAAUGCAUUGGGUGGAAGUGGUGGUGGGAAACCUGCCAAGUACUUAAUAAACUUCUAGAGUGGAAGUUGUUGAUGCCUCCUUUAUUCACCAAAAUGACACCCCAUAAGCACCUGCUGUGUGGCCAGCAGCCACUGGUUCACACUUCUGAUUCAGUUUAUGCUUUAGCUUUCUUUAUACCCCACCUUGAAAACCAUGGUAUAUUGAUACCAGCUCCAAAUGGACCUCCCUAGUGUGGGCUUCCCCAGGCAGGCUCAGUGUAAGCUUCCUCAAGGACAGGGAGACACUGCCCCAGGGGGAAAAAUGAUUCUCUCUCUUAGCUCAUCCAUGUCACCCUCUCACCUUAUUCCCUACCUACACCCCUUCCCUGUCACACCCCAGAGCUGAUAUGGCCACAUAAAAGAAUCUGACUUGGAAGGGGGAUUAGUUAAGGAGCCUCAAGUUGGGGGCUACUUUUCCACUCUAGCAAAAAUGGGUGGGAGUCUCUCUGGCAAAGGUGUGCCUUACCCCAUGUAGGGCUCCCUCUUCAAAUCAGGGCAGCUAGCAACUGGCAGCAUGCCAAGUUCCAGGAAGGCCCUUCAGCACUCCCAGACCCAGCUGAAUGCCUGUUGCAGCCUUGUCUUGAGUUCAGAGCCUAAUGUACUUCCUGGUCUCCUGGAAGCUCAUCUCCCUACCUCCUCAAAUGACCUGAAGGGUGCUCUCCCAUCUGGAUCUGAGCCAGCCUCCCCCUGUCUGUCACUGUCUAGGAUGCCCAGAAUGCUAGGAGGAGCAACCUGCACUGUUCAUCCCAGUGAUCUCAGCAAUUAGCCUACCCUCUGCCCUGUCCCGGGAGGAAGAGGAAAGCAGGGUGUGUGCUCAGAACUCAGGGCUACCCCUUUCACGUGGACAGGACAUCAGUCCUUUGCAGCCACAUGAUUGUCCUUCCUAAGCUCAGAGCCCACCAACUGAUAGGUCACUCAGCAGCCUGAGACCUCCCAGCCCAGCUCUUUGGGUCGCUCCUGAACAGCCUGACCUCUGGACUAGGAUUCUCCGAUCAAUACCCUGGGCUGGAGUGACCUUAAAGUAGAGAGGCUGCUUCUCCACAUCACGACUGAGCAGCACCGUUCUGUGAUCACCCAAUGCAUCAGUGCCUACGGGGCACCUCUGCAUGCUGUGCUGCAGGGAUACAGCAAAGCAGCCCCGCCAGCAUGGAACGUGUGUGCGUUUCUGGUUUGCCAUGUCACCUUGCCACAGAGCUGCUUGG
Oryctolagus cuniculus (rabbit) is the source of this 3385-nucleotide messenger RNA. Its product is annotated as duodenase-1. Gene Ontology annotation, biological process: proteolysis. Gene Ontology annotation, cellular component: cytoplasm; intracellular membrane-bounded organelle. NCBI's taxonomy places the organism in Eukaryota, Metazoa, Chordata, Mammalia, Lagomorpha, Leporidae. Gene Ontology annotation, molecular function: serine-type endopeptidase activity. The record is from RefSeq and is a predicted model, not a curated record.